AUGAUUGAAUCUAAUGUAAAAGUCAAUCCUGAUAUGAGAACUUAUCUUGUGAAGCCCUCUAAAAUCAAGCUUGUCAACGACGACACUGAUAAUGCCUCGAGUUUUAUUUUCAGCAAUAUGUUUCGCCAUAAUAUUUUAGCUAAUUUGAAAGCUAAUGAAGUCUUUUGUAACUGUAACAUACAGAAUACAAACACUAUAAAAAUAAAAAGUGAAAACGAAGUCGUUUGGAUCGUUCAACUAUCUGAUCUUCAUUUUAGUGUUCAUCAUCCUGAACGUGCUUUUGAAUUCCAAAAAUAUGUUACUUCUGCUCUUUCAUUCAUCAAUCCUUCACUUGUUCUCAUUACCGGCGAUCUCACCGAUGGUAAAAGUAAGGAUCAUUUGAUAAUGAAGCAGAAUGAAGAUGAGUGGAUUGAAUAUCAAAAAACGAUGGAAAAUGUUAUAACGAUGAGUGGUCUUGAUAAGAACAUUUUUUAUGAUCUUAGGGGAAACCAUGAUAAUUUUGGUGUACCCACCGUAAGUGGCCCAUACGAUUAUUUUUCAAAUUACAGCAUCACGGGACAAUUGGGAAGAAGUCAAUCUGUUAAUAGUGUUACUCUGCAGACUAGCAACCGGAAUCUUCUAUUCGUUUCCUUCGACAGCACGAUGUCUACUGGUUUGCGCGGUCCUACAAAUCUUUUUGGGCAUCCCACUGAUCAAUUGUUGACUGAAAUAAACUCUCAUUUCUCACAAUGGGACGCCACCUCUGCAAAACCACUAACCAAGAUUGCAUUUGGCCAUUUUCCACUUUCAUUUUCCGCACCUUCAAAAUCCAAAAAAACUCUAAAAGAGAUUUUUUUGAAAAACUCAGUAACUGCCUACCUUUGUGGACACCUUCAUGUAAAGUUCGGUAAGAAUUUGAAACGGCACCAUGAAAUGGGCUCUCACGAGCUUUUCCAACUCAAUGUACAUCAAAAGGGUUCACCAAGUAGUACAAGUUGUCCAAAUGGAGGUCAAAUAGUCAAUGAAUUUUGGGAGUUGGAAAUGGGUGAUUGGAGGAAAAAUCGAGCCAUGAGGAUUAUGGCCAUCGAUAAAGGUCGAGUCUCAUUUGUUGACACCGAUUUUAAGAUGGGAGCUAAAGAAAUCUUGAUAUUGCCAACAUAUCCUUUGGAUUCCCGUUAUAUGUCAACAACUGUUUUAAACAAAUAUAAAUGUGAAUCAAUGGAGGAUGUGUCCCAUAUCCGAGCCCUUGUUUUCUCUUCGACAAAAAUUGCAUCAGUCAAAGUGAAAGUAUAUGACUCGAGCCAUGGAGAUCUUCUUAUGGUUCUGGAAGCAUCCAUGAGUAAAAGUGAAGAUCUAUAUACUGUCCCAUGGAACUUUAAAUCCUUUAUGGAUCCAUCUCCCAAUAGAUAUUGGCUUAAAAUUGAGGCAAUUGAUAUCAAUGAUGAAAUGAGUUCGACUGAAUUGAUGCCUUUUUCCUUAAACGGUCUACGUACUGAUCUUUCAUGGACAUGGAAAGAAUUUUUUAUCAUGGGAUGUCAAUGGGCAGAAUUAUACUACCCGAUAUUCUGGUCAUUCUAUUUUGUUAUGUUCAUUCUUCUUAUUCUACCAAAAGCAGUCACUUUGUUGUGGAGGAAGCAGUACACUUACAAGUUUUUUAAGGCGAAUAAAGGCAUCUUAAAUGGUUUGACAUGGAUAUUUGCUGAGGUGGACAGCAUCGCCCUUUUGUGGAAGAUGAUGAUAGCGUAUUUGCUUUACCUUCUAUUGUGUCCAUGGCUUCUAGGUCAAGUUUUCACUGAAGGUGGUGAUAGAGGAUACAUGACAUAUAAAGGGUGGGUGGUGAACUUUAAUGAUUUAAGAAAAUUGGAGUUCAUUGGAAUCCCAGAUGUAAUGAUUGUUGUUAUUCCUCAUCUUUAUUUUGUGGUAUUGCCGGCGGUUUUAAUAAUUGGAGCAGUGGCGGCUGAGAGAGCAGUGUAUCAGGAGCAUGUUUGCUCACUCUCCGGAAAGAAAAAAGAUGAUAUUGGUGUAUAUGAUGGAAGAUUGAACUCAAGUAAUUACAUAAGUGACCGCAUUUUAAAGCAGUUGGGUAAAUGGGCUCGGGCUAUACUUGUAGUUUUCUCCCUGGCGGUUUGUUGGAAGCAUUUUAAGAACUGUUGGGCACUCAUGAAAGCUUAUGAGAUGAACCCGUUGGUGCAUUUUCCAUUUUAUAGUUUCUCGGUCCCAUUUUUAUUGGCCUAUGUCUUCUACAAGACAAAAAGGCUAUGAUACCCUGUGCUUCUUAUCCCUCAACCUCGACGGGAGCGAGGGAUAUCAAACCUCUCUCCUCUACACACGAUCGGCUGGAUUCAGGACCGUAAGGUAUUAAUGAGCCAACCGUAUCCAGCUUUUUGAAAGAUCAAAAGGUUGUGGCAUUUAAUCAUUUAUACAGGAUCCGUCAGUGAAUAGAAUUUGUAGAUGAAGGUGCGUCUUUGUUGAAGCAGUAGAGACACAUAUAGUAAGAAUUUUGCAUUAACACCUUGAUCAAUGAGUUUCAUGUUAAUAUAUGACAAUUCUCAUCAGAAGUUGUUGUACUGGUAAAAGUUUGCAGAAAACAAUGUUCAAAUUAGCUAUAAUUUCUCCAAAAGAAUCCCUUUCGUGAAGAACUUGAUUAAUUUGUUCUCCCAAUGUCUUGUAAAGCACAUGUAGUUUUUUUCAUAUCUAUCUUGAUCUUAGUGUAUCCUUGGAUUGAGUAAAUCAAAUAACAGAGACUCUUAUCUAAGUCAGUACUAGGAGCAUUCAUGUACAUGUAGGUCCGUCUUGACUUGUAUCACUCAUAGAUUCGUUAAGUUAUGUUGACAUGAAACAAGCAUUCGAAUAUGCAUGUGUAUGUUUCUAUGUGCAUAUAAACACUUGAUACAUUUGGUCUA
Molecule: messenger RNA, 2882 nt
Organism: Erigeron canadensis
Lineage: Eukaryota; Viridiplantae; Streptophyta; Magnoliopsida; Asterales; Asteraceae
Product: putative metallophosphoesterase At3g03305
Exons: 5
Coding region: 1-2241 (746 amino acids)
Molecular function (GO): hydrolase activity
Source: RefSeq, a predicted model, not a curated record